UCCUCACCCUCCACGUCCCUUAUAGAUCUCAUUUGCAUGCACUGAAUCCUUCCCAUAAGCCUGUUUUAUCCAGCUCCUGUAAGUCUGAUUUCUUUUUUUUAACCACAGAACAGCAGUUUGUAUUGAAUAGAUUAUGGAUAUUACAGGUAUGUCCAGAAAUGUCUUCACUGAUCCUGACCAAAGCACAUGAGUGUUUCUAUAUAUAAAAGCACACAGUUCUGUUUACUGGAUUUAAAGUAAAUAAUAUGAGACAGUGUUUUUUAAACAGGAACACAAUUUUAGUGCAGCAGGGACAUUUCUAGACAUAUCCGUAAUAUAUUGCAAAAUAUUAAUAUUUUAUAAACUUAUAAGUAAACAUUGAGUAUACCCUUAAUGUUAUUAUGAACUGUGUAAACGCAUGAACUUUGUCUUCUUUGCAGAAAUCCGUCUACGAAAACUGGUGGAUGAACGUGAGCAUUUAAUAGAACAGGUGAAGACUCUGAAAGGACAACUAGAGCAAAAGAAAAUGAGACCUAAAAGAGAUGAGAGCUGCAGUCCAGAGGGAGAGGUCCUUGAGAACAGCACUGACGCAGAUGUCAUGGACAUGCAGAGAGAUGCUAACAGACAAGUCACUGAUCUCAAAUUCAAGCUGGUCAAAUCAGAGCAGGAAAUUACAGCUUUGGAACAAAAUGUCACAAGACUUGAAGGUCAAGUGACUCGGUAUAAAUCAGCAGCAGAGAAUGCAGAGAAAGUGGAAGAUGAACUAAAAGCUGACAAACGCAAAUUGCAGAGAGAGCUCCGAUCUGCAUUAGACAAAAUUGAAGAGUUGGAGGCAAGUAACAGCCACCUGAACAAACGACUGGAAAAGAUGAAGACCUAUCGAGGCAUGACAGCCUCACCCUAGUCUAGUCGCCUCUAUGUAGACCCACUCACAGCUGAACCUCCACUGUGCAUUUCACUGGCUGCUCUAAAGCAUGUUGUCACUUCUGUGUACAGCUUCCUGUGAUUUUGAGGGUUAAAUAUACCAAAAAUGCACCGAUACACUACAAGAUUAAAUUGUUUCUUAUUUAUUUUUAUUUAAUGGUUGUUCUCUAGGGGUGAAAAAAGGACACCUUAGUGAAGCUUUUAAUACUUGGAAAUCAAAGGGUUGCAAAGCUUUUCUGCAACUGCUCUAAAACUUGGUGCUAGUGGUAAAAGACAUGGCUUUGGAAGAACUGUGACUGACAUUGUAUUUUGUAUAGUACAGAUGGUGACAAAUUAAAAACCAGCAGAAGGUGUUGAGCAAUCACAAGCUACAGUACCACAAUAGCUUCAGUCCUAUAAAUUCAAGGCAUAAAUUCUUAUGUGAGAAAUAAGUUGCAUUGUUUCUAAAGAUAUUCCAUUGGAUAAUUUAAAAUUGUUGAAUGAUGGUUGAGAGUCCUGUCUAACAUUCUAGGAUCUCAAAUAGGUGGAUUGGGAUUUAUUUUCAUGUUUGAGGGUAGGAGAAAGGUGAUCAUUCAGACAAGUGGAUCUAAACUCUGCCAGCCAAACACACACGCACUGGACAAAGACACUGCUUUAUUUUCCUGUCUUCAAGUCGAUUAUAUGUGUCUGUUUUCAAACUGCAUCUAAGGUUAAAACCUGUGGGCACCUUUUAAUAUGUACUUGUAUUGUUCUUGAGUUGCUGAUAAAUGUUGUAUCUGAUCCAGUUCCAAUGAAGGGAUCCUAGAAAAAUAUGCACCAUGUAGUGACAUUCAAUGCUGCCAUAUCCUUGGUAAGAUAUUUUGUUCUUGGAUGAAGAUUUGAUCACCUUGGUUGUCCCAAGUACACAAAAACUCAACAUUAACAAUUAAGAAAAAAUUAGUAUUAAGCUCAGAAUCCUUGCUUGGAUGUUUUCAGAUAAUGGAGGGAGCUAAUACUUGAAAGAGGCUGUAAAGUAGUUAUGGUGCGCUUUUGGCUUUUUUUUUUUUUUUUUUUUUAAACAAAGCUUAAAACCUUUGUAAUGCAAAUUCUACUGUAUACUGUGCAAUAAAAUGUUCAACGAACAGUCAA
Clarias gariepinus (North African catfish) is the source of this 2010-nucleotide messenger RNA. Its product is annotated as leucine-rich repeat flightless-interacting protein 2-like. The coding region runs from base 398 to 883 and encodes 161 amino acids. The transcript is spliced from 5 exons. Gene Ontology annotation, molecular function: RNA polymerase II cis-regulatory region sequence-specific DNA binding; DNA-binding transcription factor activity, RNA polymerase II-specific. Lineage: Eukaryota; Metazoa; Chordata; Actinopteri; Siluriformes; Clariidae. Gene Ontology annotation, biological process: regulation of transcription by RNA polymerase II. The record is from RefSeq and is a predicted model, not a curated record.